Molecule: messenger RNA, 1823 nt
Organism: Chaetura pelagica (chimney swift)
Lineage: Eukaryota; Metazoa; Chordata; Aves; Apodiformes; Apodidae
Gene: UCKL1
Product: uridine-cytidine kinase 1-like 1
Exons: 14
Coding region: 236-1531 (431 amino acids)
Cellular component (GO): cytoplasm
Molecular function (GO): ATP binding; kinase activity
Source: RefSeq, a predicted model, not a curated record
CAGCAGUGCCGAGUCCCUGGACCGGCUGUACCCGGCGGUGGGGUCCACCAAGCCCCCCCGGAAACGGACCACCAGCCAGUGCAAGUCUGAGCCCCCCCUGCUGCGGACCAGCAAGAGGACCAUCUACACAGCUGGGCGGCCACCCUGGUACAAUGAGCACGGGACACAGUCCAAGGAGGCCUUUGUGAUCGGCCUGGGAGGAGGCAGUGCCUCUGGGAAGACCACAGUGGCCACCAUGAUCAUUGAGGCUCUUGAUGUUCCAUGGGUGGUUCUGCUCUCCAUGGACUCCUUCUAUAAGGUGUUGACCAAGCAGCAACAGGAGCAGGCAGCCAGCAAUGACUUCAACUUUGACCACCCCGAUGCCUUUGACUUUGACCUCAUCAUCGCCACCCUGAAGAAGCUGAAGCAAGGCAAGAGUGUGAAGAUCCCCAUCUAUGACUUCACCACCCACAGCCGGAAGAAGGAAUGGAAAACCUUGUAUGGUGCCAACGUGAUUAUCUUUGAAGGCAUCAUGGCAUUUGCAGACAAGGAGCUCCUGAAGCUCCUGGACCUGAAGAUAUUUGUGGACACGGACUCGGACAUCCGCCUGGUGCGGCGCCUGCGCCGCGACAUCAGCGAGCGCGGCCGGGACAUCGAGGGUGUCAUCAAGCAGUACAACAAGUUUGUCAAACCCGCCUUCGACCAGUACAUCCAGCCCACCAUGCGCCUGGCCGACAUCGUCGUGCCCCGAGGGAGUGGGAACACAGUGGCCAUCGACCUGAUUGUCCAGCAUGUCCACAGCCAGCUGGAAGAGCGUGAACUCAGUGUCAGGGCCGCCCUGGCCUCUGCCCACCAGUGCCACCCCCUUCCUCAGACCCUCAGUGUGCUGAAGAGCACCCCUCAGGUGAGGGGCAUGCACACCAUCAUCAGAAACAAGGAGACCAGCAGGGACGAGUUCAUCUUCUACUCCAAGAGGCUGAUGCGGUUGCUGAUCGAGCACGCGCUCUCCUUGCUCCCAUUCCAGAGUUGCACAGUCCAGACCCCUCAGGGACAGGACUACGAAGGGAGGACCUACAGUGGGAAGCAAAUCACCGGGGUGUCCAUCCUGCGCGCGGGGGAGACGAUGGAGCCGGCGCUGCGGGCGGUCUGCAAGGACGUGCGCAUCGGGACCAUCCUCAUCCAGACCAACUGCAACACAGGGGAGCCCGAGCUCCACUACCUGCGGCUGCCCAAGGACAUCAGUGAGGACCACGUCAUCCUGAUGGACUGCACGGUGUCCACGGGCGCCGCGGCCAUGAUGGCGGUGCGGGUGCUGCUGGAUCAUGACGUCCCAGAAGACAAGAUCUUCCUCCUCUCCCUGCUUAUGGCAGAGAUGGGUGUCCACUCAGUUGCCUAUGCUUUUCCCCGGGUGAAGAUCAUCACCACAGCUGUGGACAAGAAGGUGAAUGACCUUUUCCGGAUAAUCCCUGGCAUCGGGAACUUUGGUGAUCGGUACUUCGGGACGGACGCUCCCCCUGACUGGAGUGAUGAUGAAGAUGCUCUGAGCACUUAGCUGGAUGUGGAGAUGCCAGUGGCACCAGGCAGCUUCAGCACUGCACCUUAAUCCCUCUGUCCCUUGCAGAUUUCUUCUCUUCACCAAGCAUAGAUAUUUUUUUCAAAUCUUACAUUGGAGAUCUAGGGCAUAUUUUUUCAAAGAAACACAAAUCCUAGUUUGACGUUAUGGGCAGUCGUGUGUCCCAGCAAAGAGUGGAGUUAAUUUAUUUUAAUUUAAAUAUUUGCCUAUAUAACUUAUUGGAGAUAUUUUAUAAAGAAAAAUAAUAAAUUUUUUCUCUGGUUUUCUUGAA